UCCAAUCUGCAGGGCCCGUAGACAUCUGCAUCUGAUUCUAAAUAAAGAAUCUCUUGGGCUUUAAGCAAAGUUGGGUCCGUGAGAAAUAAAGGCAACUGCUGAGAAGUUUGGCGGCCGAGCCACGAGAUUGCAGCGUGGAAAGGACCGUCGGCCUUCCGGGGGGCCCCCCUGCACAGAGCUAAAUAACCUUCUGCCCGGGACAAGUUGGGUCCGUGCAGGUAACAGAAGCAGAUUAGACAGACAGACAGACAGACAGAUAGAGCUACUGACUUCUUGCAUUGAUGAAUUGUUUCUCCAUCACCGAUCCAAGUGACAUUUUUUACCAAGCAGUUAAAGGUUUCGACUAGAUCCCCGCGGAUGAAACAAAAACAAUUAGGCCAAGAUGUUCCUCAGUAAGUGUGAGGGGGAACUGAGCGAGUUGCGGAAGAGCGUGGACAGUGAAGGCACCACCCCAGAGACACAGGAUGAGGAGCAACCCAAGAAGAAGCAUCGCCGAAAUCGGACCACGUUCACCACCUACCAGCUGCAUGAACUGGAGAGGGCCUUUGAGAAAUCACACUACCCAGACGUCUACAGUCGGGAAGAGCUGGCCAUGAAAGUCAACUUGCCAGAGGUCAGAGUUCAGGUCUGGUUCCAAAACCGGAGGGCCAAGUGGCGGCGGCAGGAGAAAAUGGAGGCCAACUCAAUGAAGCUCCAUGACACCCCCAUGCUGUCCUUCAACAGGCCUCCCAUGGCUGCUAAUGUUGGACCCAUUGGCAACUCACUGCCACUAGACCCGUGGCUGACAUCACCCAUCUCCAGCACCACCACAGUGCACAGCAUCCCGGGAUUUAUGGGCCCCACCCAAGGCCUGCAGCCCACUUAUGCUGGGCACACUUUCCUCAACAGCCCGCCCGCCAUGUCCCAGAGCAUGCAACCGAUGGCGCCCGCACCAUACCAGUGCACUGCACCUUUCGUAGACAAGUACUCCUUGGAGGAUGUUGACCAGAGAAGUUCCAGCAUCGCUUCCUUGCGCAUGAAAGCCAAGGAACACAUUCAGACCAUUGACAAAACAUGGCAGCCCAUCUGACGGGGGGUUGAGAUGUCCAUGCCAAACAGCGAAAUGGUGGCUUUCCACAGAAGGUAUCUUCGGAACACCGAGAAUAUACCUCUUUGCCUCUUCUCUUCACGGCCUGUGCAAAUGACUACUGCGUGAGGUAUCACAGGCUAGAAACUCAUCUUUAAAUUUACUUGAAGGCCCCACUAGGCGGGUUUACAUCAGUCAACGUGUGGCUUUCGGUCUUCUGUGGUCGGACGCCAUCUUGGCUGGGGACCUGCCUUCCUCAGUGUGACUGGAAAACAAACUAAGCAACUAUCCCACAAGGGGCAAUGAGGAAGUAGCGGAGGAGAACUUUUGCUCUGGGAAUGUCUCUUCCUAGUGGGUGUUGGUUGUGUCCUCCAGGAGAGCAACUUCAUCCCUGCUGCAGAGUCAUCUUCUGCCUCAGACUGAAGAAAAGUAGAGACAUUCAUCAUGGCUGUGAUGAAAAGGCAAAGGCCUGAGGCAAAAUAGGGCCACCACAGUCACCCUCGGCCGCAGUGUUUAAGUGGCUAGUCCUUGUGGAGGGCAGGUGGGUUGCCCAUGCUGUAGAAGGACAUCCGGUGUCACCAGAAAGGGGACCGUCCAGCUGCCGCUUCUACAAACUGGCACCAGCCCUGAGAAAUCCUUCCAAACCAAAAGGACAACCUACAGGGUUGAACGUUUUCACUGGCCAAAGGUUGUACCAAACAGACCUCAUCCUGAACUCCCGUGUAUAUUGCCACACCCCUUUGAACCUGUUUUGCGCUUCGCUUGUUUCCCCUUCCCUUGGGCUGACGUUCCUUUCAGAGUUUUCUCUUCCCUGAUCGUUCCCCAGUGUGAUUUUUAUACUGCAGAGUUUACCAAACAGAAUUGGUGAAGAAAAAAAAAGAAAGAAAAAAGAGA
Sphaerodactylus townsendi is the source of this 1960-nucleotide messenger RNA. Its product is annotated as retinal homeobox protein Rx1. Gene Ontology annotation, biological process: positive regulation of transcription by RNA polymerase II. Gene Ontology annotation, molecular function: RNA polymerase II cis-regulatory region sequence-specific DNA binding; DNA-binding transcription factor activity, RNA polymerase II-specific. Bases 383 to 1069 code for a protein of 228 amino acids. The transcript is spliced from 4 exons. NCBI's taxonomy places the organism in Eukaryota, Metazoa, Chordata, Lepidosauria, Squamata, Sphaerodactylidae. The record is from RefSeq and is a predicted model, not a curated record.